GGCAGAGCGUGGAUAGAGACCCAAGGCAGCCAGGAGGAGCCGAGAGUUGCUGCUCGUGCCCCGCCUCCUCCCUUCUGCUACGGGGAAGCGAAGGGUCUGCCCCCGUUGGACUGUGCCCCGUCGACCGGGGACGGACGGACGGAGAUUGGAGCUGCUGUGACCGGAGUACGAGCGGUGAGUGUUUCCGCUUUGGGGUCGGCGGCUGAAGAAUCGCGCGUACACGCAAGCAGAGCGGGACCCGCCGCGCCAUCCAUUGCAGGCAACGAAAAGUUCCCAGGCCCUUCUGCAAAAUGGCAUCAACAAAGCUGCGUGUGGCGGUAAUUGGGGCAGGAGCUGCAGGACUGUGUGCUGCCCGGCACAUCCUUGCCUCUCCUGAGACUUUUGCUCCACCAGUGGUGUUUGAGGCCUCGGACCGCUUGGGAGGCACCUGGGUUUACACAGAGAAGAAUGAGAAAGAAGAUGCCAUGGGAAGGACCAUCCACUCCAGCAUGUACCGUGACCUUAGGACCAACCUGCCCAAGGAAGCGAUGGCCUUUCCAGAUUUCCCCUUUGACCCAUCGCUGCCUUCAUUCCUGCACCACUUGGAAGUUCUGGCCUACCUGGAUAGCUAUGCAGAGCAGUUUGGCGUCUGUGACCAUAUCAGGUUCCAAUGGCAAGUGGAGGACAUCAGGCCUAUCCAGAGGGAUGAGGGCAGCCUAGGUGGCUGGUUUGUCACAGCUACACUGCAGCACCCAGAGUCAAUCCAGCAAGUCACGGAGCACUUUGAUGCCAUCAUGGUCUGCACCGGCCAUUACACCGUCCCGUUUAUACCUCCCAUUCCUGGACUGGACACUUUCCAAGGCCGUCUUCUACACAGCCACUCCUACCGCUGCCCAGAGCCAUUUGCCAAUCAGUCUGUGGUGCUGGUGGGUGCUGGUCCAUCAGGAGUUGACUUGGCCUUGCAACUCUCCCCUGUAGCUGCUCAAGUAGUGCUCAGCCAUAAAGGCCAACCUGUGUGUGGGCUGCCCAAGAAUGUGAUACAGCUGCCCCCACUUCUGAAAGUGGGACAAAAGACAGUGGUGUUCACAGAUGGCUCCAAGAUGCCAGCUGAUGUCUUGAUUCUCUGUACAGGCUACAAAUACAGCUUCCCCUUCUUGGACUUGGCCCAGUUGGGCUUACAAGAGACAGAUUAUGGGGUGGGCCCCCUGUACCAGUAUUUAGUGCCCCCCCGCCACCCUUCGCUGUUCUUGAUUGGCCUUUGUCAGCAGAUUUGUCCUUUCCCACACUUCCACUGCCAGGUGCUGUUUGCACUGGCUGUGCUAAGUGGGCGCUGUCCCCUCCCUUCUGUGGCUGACAUGGAGUCUGAGGUCGAAAGACAGCUGCAACAACAUUUGAAGAAUGGAGGAUUGGCCCGGUACUUCCUGAAGGUGAGGAUCCAACAGUGGAGCUAUAUGGACAACCUAGCUCAGCUUGCUGGAUUCCCACCUGUGCCACCUGUUGUCCAACAAAUUUAUGAAGAUACCCGUACCAGCCGUCUCUACAAUGUGAGCACCUAUCGUAGCAGAAACUAUCGGCUGUUGGGUCCUAGUGCUUGGGAGUUGGUGCAGGAUUGUGGUGGGAACUGCAUAAAGAUUGGAGAUGCAAAAUGAGGACGCUUAGACCCCAGCAUGGCAUUCUUCUCUCUCCCUCUGUGUGGCUUUCUUUCUAAGUCCCAACUCCAGUCAGAGGGGGAGUUGGGCCAGGAACUACCAGAUGAGACAGAGGAAGAACCAAGUUCCCCCAUGGCAUUAUUGAGAUAGAAGCAAGAGCUUAAUGUAUAUGCUGGCUGGGGAAUUCUGGGCGUUGGUCCAUACAUCUUCAAGUCACCAAGGUUGAGGAACCCUGAUCUACACUGCUUGUCACAGUCCAGCAAAUCUCUGCCCACCAUGAAAUAAUCUGGAACAGAGAACCUAGUUCUAAUGAGAAAAAGAGGAAAAUCAGUAAGCUCCAGUCUGUAAUCUCAUUUUCCUUUGGUUCAACACAGAGAGGGGAGGCAUAGGAGGGAAGAGGCCAAACACAGCUAGUGUUUGAUACCAGCCUAUUUUCUUCUAUUUGCACUAAAUAUAUCUUUGAAAGAUAUGAAUGGAAAUACUCACAUAGCAGUGCUUUUACUGUGGAAACUAGAAACUGCUUCAGGUAAUGUCACACUGAGGGGACAGAGAAUAAUAAAGCAAAGCUGUGAUCUGG
Molecule: messenger RNA, 2205 nt
Organism: Python bivittatus (Burmese python)
Lineage: Eukaryota; Metazoa; Chordata; Lepidosauria; Squamata; Pythonidae
Molecular function (GO): N,N-dimethylaniline monooxygenase activity; flavin adenine dinucleotide binding; NADP binding
Source: RefSeq, a predicted model, not a curated record